Messenger RNA from Ylistrum balloti, 504 nucleotides. RefSeq lists its product as uncharacterized. NCBI's taxonomy places the organism in Eukaryota, Metazoa, Mollusca, Bivalvia, Pectinida, Pectinidae. The record is from RefSeq and is a predicted model, not a curated record. The coding region runs from base 1 to 504 and encodes 167 amino acids. The transcript has 5 exons.
AUGAAAGGUUACAUAGCUGGUGCCGUUUUCCUUGGCCUUGUGGGAACAUCUCUGUCCUUUCUUGUUAGUGGACCUAUCCACGCAUCAUGCAAAGCACAGUGGACCGUAGGAAUGGCGUGCAGCCAAGUAGAAACCGCCCUCCUUAACCAAAUCCAGGCUUGGUCUGGUCCUGAAAACUGUAGAUCCGGACCCAUCAAUGAGAAGUGUCUCUAUGUGUUGACGAGUAACAGUGGCGGUGUUAUAAAACUCACACAUGAGACUCCUCUGAAACAUUACGUCGAUGAUGUUACAUUCACUCUGAAGCCACAGGGCGACGAUAGUUGCGUCAUCGCUGGGUACUCUACUGCCGAAACCUGGUAUGCCGUUCUAGAUCAGGGAACAAACUACUGUAACAUGUUCAACCUCCUGGAAGGUGCCAGCUUUACCACAGCAGAUGGAUACUCAGAAUCUGCCUCUGACGACACAUGUACUCAACGAACGUCAGCUGACUGUUCUAGAUAUUAA